CCGCCAUCUUCCAGGUAGCGUUUUUUCCAGUAAAUCACAGUCAUGACCAACACAAAGGGAAAGAGGAGGGGCACCCGCUACAUGUUUUCUAGACCCUUUAGAAAACAUGGAGUUGUUCCUUUGGCCACGUACAUGCCGAUUUAUAAGAAAGGUGAUAUUGUAGACAUAAAGGGAAUGGGCACUGUUCAAAAAGGAAUGCCCCACAAAUGUUACCAUGGAAAAACUGGAAGAGUCUACAAUGUUACCCAGCAUGCUGUUGGCAUUGUUGUAAAUAAGCAAGUCAAAGGCAAGAUUCUUGCCAAGAGAAUUAAUGUUCGUAUUGAGCAUAUUAAGCACUCUAAAAGUCGAGACAGCUUCCUGAAGCGGGUGAAGGAAAAUGAUCAGAAAAAGAAAGCAGCCAAAAAGAAAGGAACUUGGGUUCAAUUGAAGUGCCAGCCUGCUCCACCCAGAGAAGCACACUUUGUGAGAACCAAUGGAAAGGAGCCUGAGCUGCUGGAACCCAUUCCUUAUGAAUUCAUGGCAUGAGAAGCAUUUUUUAAAAAUAAAAGAUCUCUGAACUAAAAAAAAAAAAAAAAGAAAAGA
Messenger RNA from Suncus etruscus (white-toothed pygmy shrew), 582 nucleotides. Its product is annotated as 60S ribosomal protein L21-like. Gene Ontology annotation, molecular function: structural constituent of ribosome. The record is from RefSeq and is a predicted model, not a curated record. The transcript has a single exon. Gene Ontology annotation, biological process: translation. Gene Ontology annotation, cellular component: cytosolic large ribosomal subunit; ribosome. Lineage: Eukaryota; Metazoa; Chordata; Mammalia; Eulipotyphla; Soricidae. Bases 43 to 525 code for a protein of 160 amino acids.